AUGAUAUGUACCCUUCGGCAUGCGAAGGGUACAUAUCAUGUGGCCCAGUCAGUUAAGGAGCUAAAUGGUAACUUCAUUUGUGGACGCUGCCAUGAAACUGAACCAAAUGCUGUUUCGCAACUUUGCUACGAACGGAUGAUGUCAAAUUUUACAUUUCCAUGUCGGUACGACAAGGAAGGGUGCACUGAUCGCCUUCGUUUCAAUUCGAGUUUGGAGCAUGAACGAAAAUGUCAGUAUCGCCCAAUAGUUUGCCCUUCAGUACUAAAAAAAGCGUGCACUCAGUCUAUUCCUGCUUGCCAGUUGUACACCCACUUUAUAGAGGCCCACAAAGACUUAAUCAGCAAUGAUGGUCAAUUUAAAAUUCAUUUAGACGAGAAGACAAGGUACAAUGCCCUAAUGCUUCACGACGACAACACAGUUGUGGUAAAAUAUUUGUAUGACGACGUUGAAAGACGUUUGCACUUGGAAGUUGCCUAUGUAUCCAGUGAUGAAGACUCUCUCUAUUACCAACUCCAGCUCAUAAACGGGACAAAUUACGAUAAUAGUUUGAGCCUUUCUCAGCAAGCCUGUACAUUAUACGAGACCCAAGGAAUCACUUCGACAAACUGUGCGGUUAUCGACCUGGAGAUGUACUUAGCUGUUCUGGAAAAUCCCCCAUCAUUAAUUCUGAAAAUAUCACUUACGUCUCUUGUGGAGUACUCGACAAGGAGUGGUUCUGAAAUGCAAACUCUUCAAUUAAAGGCUCUUAGAAGCGUUUGCAAUUUCAUCGGGUAAAUCGGAUAGCAGUUCAGUAGAAUCCAUUGCAA
Photinus pyralis (common eastern firefly) is the source of this 806-nucleotide messenger RNA. RefSeq lists its product as uncharacterized. The transcript has a single exon. NCBI's taxonomy places the organism in Eukaryota, Metazoa, Arthropoda, Insecta, Coleoptera, Lampyridae. Bases 1 to 774 code for a protein of 257 amino acids. Gene Ontology annotation, molecular function: ubiquitin conjugating enzyme binding; zinc ion binding; ubiquitin protein ligase activity. The record is from RefSeq and is a predicted model, not a curated record. Gene Ontology annotation, biological process: multicellular organism development; proteasome-mediated ubiquitin-dependent protein catabolic process. Gene Ontology annotation, cellular component: cytoplasm.